AUGAGUUCUGAUUCCUCUGAUGAAUAUGAAGUUUCUAGUGAGCCAAGUAGCACCACAGUCACCGGCCCGGAUGAUGGCAAUCCAGAGGCUGCUCCUAGAAAGAAAGUUUAUCAGGAACCAGUUCGCAAGAAAAGGCAAAAAUCAUAUCCAAUUCCAUGCAUUGUUUUGCUGGAAUUUAUUCUUCCUAUAUGCUACGUCAUCAAUUCGAUGACAACCGAAGGCGUAAUGGGCAUGAUUAACAUUAUUAUCUUAGUUGCAAAUGUUGCCAUUACUAACUUGACAAAAAAAUCCAUUACAGGUCACAAAAUUAUAUUAUCUAUCGAAUUAGUUUAUAAUAUUAUACUUCUCGGCCUUGCCUCAUCAAUUGGAAUGAGAGAAGAAGAAGAUACUAAUAUUAUCAAAAUCAUGGGCUUAGAUUUUAAUAACUAUGUUGCCUCAAACGCUAAGCUUACCAUCGGUAUCAGUGUUAUUGCAAUUAUUUUGGAAAUUCUCUCUGCUGUUCUCUUAUUCAAAACAAAGCCAGAGAUCAUGCUUGAGCGUAGAGCCAAAAUAUACUCUUCUAUGGCAUGGAUUUUUGCUUCCGAUUUCAUCUGGACAUUCUGCCUCGCCGUUAUGGGUGCAGUUCAAAUGUUCAUGGAAAUUGUCGAAGUUAGCUAUUGCUUCCUUCCGUUGUUGGUAUAUAUCCUUUACAUUUCCAUUACAAUGGGUAUUUUUGGUCGUCCAUUUGUGCACCAGUACAUUCUUAUCGUAAUUUAUGUCUAUGCGAUCAUUUUCUCACUUUUCAUCUUCUAUACAACAUCCCCUCUUGGCCAGUUGUAUCCGAUUAUUGGAAAGACGAGCAGCGCAAAGAUCCAUAGCUCAAGUUAUUUCCAGAAGUACGCUCCUCUCAGCUUAGCUGUCAAUGUCAUUCAGAUUUGGUUUUCAGUACAGCUCUGCUUCGUAUUCAAGCGCUCAAAGCCUACGAUUCCUCAGUCUCUCGUGACAUUAUCAGACAUCUUGUUAGUUUUCUCAUUUGUAGCAGUUUUAGUCUACUCCGUGUUCUUCUCAUGCUACAUAGCAGGUGUCUGGGAGCUCAUUGUCUACCUUGCUUGCUUCUUCUCGUUGAAUGCCUCUCGAAAAUUCUUCUUCAGGUUACUUUCAGUCAUCCACAACAUUCUUUUCAGUGCCAUUUACGUCACAUGCCUCAACUUAUUCUACUCAGCUGAAAAGGCAAAGACAAAUCAUCCAAGAUUAUUCUCAAGAAUCUUACAACCGAUUGGCUUCUACCAUUUCUACGAGGAGAAUACAGAUUCCGAAAACAAGAACAAGGAAUUCAUGUUCGUACUUCUUGGUUUCUUACUUACCUCAAUUUUGGCACAAAUUGGCCGUGUUGUCCACUUUAAACCACCAAAAGAAGCAGAAGGAGAACAAGAAGAAGGCAUGGAACUCAGAGAUAUCAUCGAUCGUCCAAAGAAGAAGAAAGAAAAAGGACCAGUUGUCAAAUUCAUCAUUAAAAUCGCCAAGAUCGUAACAGACGUCAUUGUUUUCAUCUUUAAGAACCUUUCCGUAGGUGCCGUCGUUGUUUUAGGUAUUACAUUCGGUUAUCAAGAGAAUCAAUACUGUUUCAACGCCAUUUGCGUCAUCAUUUUAAUCACCAACGUUCUUGGUUUAUUCCACCGUCCUAUUUUCUACUUUAUUCUUUUCCUUACCGGUCUCAUUAUCAUUACAGCCACAGUAUUCGAGACAAUGCCGACAGACUACUUCAAUUCUACCGUUCUCGAUUACUUAGAAAAGACGGGCUUGAAGCGUGCUAGUGGCGAGGCAGAUUUACCCACCUACCUAUGGCCAUACAUUGUCAUGGUCUUCCUUUGUGUAUUAAUUACACACAUGGGUAAAGUGAAAGUCAUUUAUCCAUCAACAGUUGUUAUGUUCAUUUUCUGGGCAUUGGCAAUUUUACAUUUGGCAUAUUUGUAUGUUUACGGACCAAACAUUUUCUCUGUCAUUUAUGUCAUAACAGGUAUCUUUAUUUUCUACUCCAAAGUUCUUAAUAAAGUCCUGUUAACAAAGAUUGCCAUUGUUGUUUCAGGUAUCUCUGUUUCUUUGCACUUAACAAUGUUGAUGUUCUCCGAAUUCGAGUGGACAAGGAAUUAUCUCAUGUCAAUCACUUUCAACAAGAAGUUCACAAUGCAAGAUUUGAUUGACUUGAGAACACCACAAACACCUGGAUUAGAAGCAGCUCUUCUUGCUGUAACAAUGUUCUGUAUUUCAUUGACAUACAUGAACACGAAUCCACUUCAAAAGAGACCAAAUAUUUGGAUACAAGGUAUAAGAGAAGAAUUCAAAGCAGCAUUGAGAUCAUUGUUCUUCUAUAUCUCAUGGCUAUUGAUGUUCUUCUUCUCUAUUUCAAAUGAUUAUCCAACAAUCAUCAAAUGCGUCAUUUCCAUUCUCUUCCUUCUCGGUUCUAAAAUGGCCAGAUUCUUCAAUAAAAUGGUCGGCGCAUUGCUCUAUACAAACACUGUCUACAUCGUUAUUGAAGUGUUCCUUGAUAUAUUCCCUAAGUUAACUGAUAAAGACCAAACACCAUAUACAAGCACACGUAAAUGGUGUGAAUAUAUCGGUUUGUACUUCGUUGAUGGCGAUAAAGGACAAGGAGAUAGAAACUACUCAAUGACAUGGCAGUUGUUGUUCAUUCUCGUAAUCAUUGUCAAUAUGAUUGCAGAACAUCCUGAACAAACUGAUCCGAAAUUCGACGGUUCAUUGGGUAUGAGAUUGUACAGAGCUUUCUACAUGAUGUUACAUAACUGGUUACCUGUUUUCGUUAACAUUUCAUUGUGCAUUUCAACACUUUAUAAUCCAACAGUUUUCGGGUUCUUCUCAUUGUUAGUUUUGAUCAUUGUCCAGUUCAAACCGAAAGUUCUACAAAGAGGUGCUGUUUGGAUUUCCGUUCUCUUCAACUUCUGCUUCUUGUUCCAAUAUGUUAUCUGGCUUGGUCCUCCUUCCAGGUUCUAUUUCAUUAGCGAUGCUUUGGAUAACGAUUGGGGCGAUUUCCUAUCAUUAAGAAAUAUCGAAACAGAAGCUUUGUUAACUAACAUGGUCACCGCUUUCAUGUUAACAUUCUAUUUGCAAUUCAGAGAAUUGGCAAUGAACUAUGAUGCCGGAUUCAAUGAUUUACCAGAAUUCUUGAAGGGUGUCAUCAAAUUCAUUGUUUCUAAUAUCUUUGAGAUCAUUGAAGCAGUUGCCAUCGCAAUCUCCAUUUUCAUUCCAACAUUCGAUGGUUUGUUCUUCACAAUAUUGAUCUCUAUUUUGUUCUACAUGACAUUGUUACACGAUUUCGAUAACCACAAGACAAUUUCUAUCCAUCUUUGGGGUCUGUUCUUGGUUAUUGCAGGUAGACUCUUGAGUCGUAUUCCAUAUUUCUCAACAAACGGAUAUGCACAUUACGUCCAAGAAGCCUUUGGAUUACCAUUCAGAGGCAAGUCAAGUACUGAAUAUCUCUGGAUCAUUCUUUUCGCAUUGGAAUCAUUGGUUAUUCACAUCAUGGAAACACCAAUGUUCCAGGAAUGCAGAAAGGAUUCAAUCCAAAGAUUGGCAUACAGAUUCAUCAGAGUCAGACAACUCAAAGUCAUCUCAAGACUUAACCAAGAAGUUGUUGAUUCAAUUCAACACGCAAAGAUUGAACAAAUCUUCAGAAUUGCUGACCAAUCAUCAGCAGGAUUGAACAGAUCUGCUUCAUUCUUGAUGCCACAGCAACAGCAGAAGAAACCAGAAAAGGUUGAUACAAGAACAGAAGAACAGAAACAGAAGGAUGAAGAAGAAGCAAUAAGAAAGCAGGCAGAAGAAGAAGAGAGAAAGAAGAAAGAAGCUGAAGAAAAGCAAAGAAUACUUGAAGAAAAGAAAGCUAAAGCAGCUGCAGAAGGUAAAGAAUAUAUCCCUGAAGAAGAGGAAGAGGAAGAAGAACCUCCAAAGACAGUCAAAGAUCGUAUCCUCGGUUUCUGGGACAUUUUCAUGGAAAAUAUUGUUUGGCCACUUUGUUCUCACAUCAUUAUUUUCUAUGCAAAGACAGUCAAUCUCUCUUGCGAGGCUGGUGUCAAUGUCCUCACAUUCAACUCCGUCAAUGCCAUCCUCAGAAGAAUUGCUGCAGCUUUAACAGCAGGAGGAACUUACCAAUUGACUCCGAUCGAACAAAACUUCUUGAAGAAACUGCCACCAUCAUUUUACAUGCAACUUGGUGGUAUUGGAGAAAUCUUGCAGUUCCCUGAGAUAAAGCGUGAACAAUACAGAGAAUUGUUGUUAAGAUACUUCGGCUACACAAUCCGUAAAUUGUCUCUUCCUUGCUUAGUACUCAUGUCUGUUAUCUACACUUAUGUCAAGCCAUAUCUUCUUUCAUUCCUCUUCACCAUUUACAUCUUUGCUCUUUUCAUUGGAACAAACAUUUACGCGACACCUUUAGUCUACAGAAUCUUCUACAUCGCGUUGAUCAUUAUGUUACUUCUUAGAGCUGUCUGCACAGUUGAUUUGAUUUCCGAUCAAAUGGAUAAGUACUUGAACUCCGUUUCAGCUGCACAAUCUCGUGUUUCUUAUCCAAGUUUGUUUGGCUUCAAUUCCGCUGAUUCUUCAACAAUUGAAAUCCUUAUGUUCUUAGUUGGAACAUGGUAUGUUGUCGAUAACCUCAGGAAUGCUUGUGUCUUCGCUCCAAGCCAUUACAACAACAAGAUCUUUGGCGGAGAUAACAAAUUAGAAGGAUAUCCAGACAAAUACUUCUACAACUUCGAUAAUCCAGACAAAGUUUUGGGCCUCAGCCAGAAGAAGAUGCCAAGUAUUUGGCAACAGAUCGUUGCGAAUGCGAAUAACAUAAGAAUUCCUACGUCAAAUGAAUACUUCAUUGUAAUGAUCAUUGACGCAAUUGCAUUCUUAGUAAUGAUCUUUAACAUUUCUAGCUGGACAACUGAUACAUCAAGUGAUAAGACAUCAACUGGUAUCUCAAUCUUCUUCGUUUUCUCUUUGAUUUUCAGUGCAAUUUUCAUCUUCGUUUUCUUCCUUUUGAGAAUAUCAAAUAACUUCUUGUCUUUGUACAUUUUCAACACGAUACAAUUGAUAUGUGUAUUGAUCUUUGAUUUCUGGGUUUGCUACAAACCAAAGGCUUCUUCCCUUCAGUUCUAUUUGUUCCUCAAAUACAUCUCCAUUUUGAUAGUUUACCAUGAUACUUAUCUUGGUAAAAUCAUAGCAAACUUCUCGUUCCCAGACAUAGAAAACAACUGGCGAAAGAUUCUUUGCAUGAACAACUUCAUGAGAAUCUGUCCAUUCGUUUUCGAAAUCCACUCGCUUUUGAUGUGGAUGUCAAAGGACACAAGAGUAGAAUUCGCUCAUUUCUUCAUACAAGAAGAUAUCAAGACAUUGCUUGAAAAUCAAAUGGUUUACAAUCAUCGACCUGAACAAAAACGACUGGAAAGAAAUCUUUGUAUCGGUGGUUGCUUCUUGUUCUUGAUCAUUUUACUUCUUUUCGGACCUUUGUUCUUCAUGGUUGGUGGAUCUGGCGCUUACAUGAACAAUCCAAUCCUUUCUUCCGAGUUAGAAAUCGGUUUCACAGCUGUAGGAGCUAUUUACAGAUCAUACGCCCAAUUCCAGAACUUGACAUCCUCAGAACACAAUGAUUUGGCUAAUUCGGGAUUCGCUGAUUUGAGUGUUCUGAAGACUUAUUCUCGGGAUGAUCUGAUUAUAGCUUUAUUCCCGUUGUCAUCACAAAGUACGGCUGUUGCAACUGAUGCUUCAAUCAAGAGUUUCCUGACAAACUCCAACUUGAACAAGAGACCAUACGUUAAACUGACAACAACAUUCCAGUAUCCAGCAACAACUGCUAAGUCAAAUGUCAUUUCCUACCAGUUGAACAUGGAUCCAAUUACUAUUUCUCAAUCAAGUGAUUACCUCGAAGCAUGGAAGAAUAUUUCUUCAUACACGAACCUUACGAAUGUACCUGUUGUUUACUUCAAUCCAAGAGAAGGAGCAGCAUCAAGUUCUUCAACAAACUACUCUUGUGGUUUCCAGUUCGAUACAACAGCAAACGUUGUACAGUUGGCAACAGUUAAUCCAAACAUUUCUGAAUUAAAAGAUGCAACAUUUUUGAAGAUCAUUAUUUGGUCGGAUGAAGUCGAAUCUGACGGCACAGUUGGAACAUUGGUAUCAAUGGGUGGUGGCAUCAUCGGUAUCUACAUCUUGAUCAUAUUCACAUUCGGUGAAGUCCUAAGAGAAAGAACUCUUGGAGGAUAUGAUGAAUUGUGGCUCGAAAGAAUGAGAAAACCAGAAAACUUGUAUCAAUACAUCAUUGCCAUCGAAGCAUUUAGAUCAGUUGGAGCUAUCGAUAGAGAAUACAUGAUGAUGGAGAUGUUCCUGGAUGUCAUGAGGUCGAAGGAAGCUUGCAUAACUUUAACAAAUGAACCAGAAUCUGAAGAACCAUCUACCAAAUAA
Messenger RNA from Trichomonas vaginalis G3, 6441 nucleotides. RefSeq names its product Piezo-type mechanosensitive ion channel component family. The transcript has a single exon. Gene Ontology annotation, molecular function: monoatomic cation channel activity; mechanosensitive monoatomic ion channel activity. Gene Ontology annotation, cellular component: membrane. Gene Ontology annotation, biological process: regulation of membrane potential; cellular response to mechanical stimulus; detection of mechanical stimulus. The record is from RefSeq and is a predicted model, not a curated record. The coding region runs from base 1 to 6441 and encodes 2146 amino acids. Lineage: Eukaryota; Parabasalia; Trichomonadida; Trichomonadidae.